Eurytemora carolleeae is the source of this 2094-nucleotide messenger RNA. RefSeq lists its product as uncharacterized. Gene Ontology annotation, biological process: regulation of asymmetric cell division; asymmetric cell division; establishment of mitotic spindle orientation. Gene Ontology annotation, molecular function: cytoskeletal adaptor activity. Gene Ontology annotation, cellular component: apical cortex. The record is from RefSeq and is a predicted model, not a curated record. NCBI's taxonomy places the organism in Eukaryota, Metazoa, Arthropoda, Copepoda, Calanoida, Temoridae.
UUAACUUUCGUAGAGUGAACACAAUAUUGUGGCAAUAUAGUGAUUAAAGAAGGAAUUGCUUAAUAAUUUGAAAUAAAAAAACUUAUUUUCGUACAUGGGAAUAACUUUUCUCGGAUGGAAGUUCUAGAGAACUGGGAGUUAAACUUCUCCUUAAACCUGAACCUAAACCUUGAGGACAGGAUAUCCUCAGCCUCUGGUAGUCCUCAUUCAUCCUCUACUCCAGAGAGUGUUCCGACCAGUCCUUAUAUUGGUAAACUUAUUAAGGACUUUCGCGGGAUCAGAGUUUCUCCAAACAAGAGUCAUGACUCCGGAUAUUCAGAUUCGGAGGAGGGAGGACGAAGUUUUCUUGAGGAUCGCCUGCUAUCGGAGGAUGGAGGACGUAGCUAUCUUGAAGAUCGUCUUCUAUCGGAGGAGGAUGGACUGAGCUAUACAGAGGAUCGUCUGCUCACUGAGGACCUUGAGCGAGGAUAUCUGAAUGUUCCCUUGAACCAUGGUCUCCUAGAUAUAAACAGGAUAAAGUUUAGUUUGAAGCAGCUUGAGUGCGACUAUCUUUUGUUCGAACAGGAACGGAGAAAUUUCUUCUAUUUACAGGAUGAGCAGCAUUCUUUACAGGAGCUGCUUCGAGGGGAGCAGUUUUUCCACAGAAAGCAGUCAAUACGAGAGCUGCGAAAAGAAGUUAGUAGAGUUACAGUUAAUCCUGAAGAGCAGUUGAGGCAGGAGCAGUCUUUUCCAGAGCAGCUUAGCGCAGAACCUGCUGAGCAUAUACAGGAGAGUCUAGAUUUGAAAACUGUAAAACAGGAAGAUCUCAUUUUAAAUGAUGAACUGAAGAAAGAUGUUCCUUCCAUUUUGUGCAAGCAAAACGAUUUCUUCUACUCACAAAACAGCGCUAGGGAUGCAAGUUACAUAACUCGGGUAUAUGUUUCCAGUGAAAAUACAGCACUUAUAGAGCACUCAGACACACACACAGACAGACAAACAUCAAUCACUGUUAUCAAAAAAGAACCUCUGGAGAAAGAAAAAGAUACUUUGAAAGUAAGUAAAAAAAAAGAUCAUCCGAAACCGGAGGAAAUCGAGGAAAGAUUUUCUAGUCUGAAUUCAGUAACUCCUUCCCCUCCCAGAAGUAGUCUUGGGUACUUGGAUAAUCUAAGAAUUAGUAGUCCUGGGUACCCUGAGAACCUGAGAAUCAGUAGUCCUGGAUACCCUGAGAACCACCUGAGAACCAGCAGUCCCGGGUACCACGAGAACAUAAGGAUCAUUAGUCCUGGGUACCCUGAGAAUCUAACCUUGCAGAAUUCUAGUCAAACACCUUCUCCGAACUGCAAUCUUUCUGGUCCAACCAACACUUUCUAUUCUCCGACCCAAAUUAUAAACCCUUCAAAUGAUAUUUAUCCAAGAAGAAGAAACUCCACUAGUCUAGGAAGAUCAAAAGCUUCUUUUCGGUCCUCACUGCCCCGCUCUGUCUCCGUCCCGCGUCCUCCCUCCGCCUCAAGGCGGAACAAUGACACAGAUUCCGCCAUUAUCGGUCACUCCGCCAAACUGGAAGAGUCUGUGAAUCUGAGAAUAUCUCCAGUUGUCCAGAAUGGAAAAGAAUAUCUCGGACCGGUGAAAGACUGGUUAAAACAAAUUCAAAGCUGGAAUGCAGCAGAAUGUACAAAUAUACUGCAAGCCAAGUCCCUAUCAUCUGUGCCAGUAUCUACGAAUACCCUGAGAGCCCUACGACGGGUUCGAACCCAAGGACGAAUUAUCUCCAGGCUGUUUGUUAAACUGUGCAGGGAGCUCGGAGCAGGAAUCCAGGGGAGCUACAUGUCCAACCUGAGGGAUCUGGAGACAGGGAUAGAAAUCCUGAUCAGUAAAUUCAAUAAAUGGAGCUAUACCAGCUCCCGUAAGCUAAACAGUAGACCUGGAGAAACAGAUCAUGUUUUGACAUAUCACAAGAAUAUUAAUAACAUUAUUCACAAGAUAAAGAUCUGUGUGUCCAGGGUUGUAAAGAAGAAUCUGACUGAGAUUAUAAGUUUACUACGUGAGUUUGGAUCUGUUUUUAGUUCUCUUAUAGAAACUCUACUAACAGAUAUAGUACGGGAGAGUAUAGAUAUA